Symbiodinium natans is the source of this 1926-nucleotide messenger RNA. Lineage: Eukaryota; Dinophyceae; Suessiales; Symbiodiniaceae. The record is from the annotation of a GenBank genome assembly.
AUGGAGCCCCAAACAUUCCGGGCGUCGGUGAGUGUGAUCAACUUCAAGUCGCAGGGCAGCCGGAAAACCUACAAGUUCCAGCGAUCUCUUCAGUUUGAGGAGUCGGAGGACGAAGAGGAGCCAAGCGAAGCGGCCCUGGUGGAGAGGCACCGGCGCCUCAGCUGGAUUGUGCAGCGGUCGGACAGCCGAUGGCGGCAGCUUUGGACAUUGCUGAUACUGCUGCUUCUGAUGUACACCGGCACCAUCUUCCUCUACCGGAUGACGUUCAUCCGCAGCCAUGCUCGGGGAACGCUGUCUGAGCCAGAGUUCUGGUCCUUCUUUGACAGGUUCGUGGAUGUGGUGUUUGUGGUUGAUGUGGUGAUGCCCUUCUUCUUCUCCUACGUCAGCUCGGAUGGCAAAGAGGUCGUGUCCUUGCGGCGCAUUGCCAGGAGAUACAUCCUUGGAAACUUCACCAUCAACUUGAUCUCCAGCCUCCCGGAGCCUUUUGUGGAAGCCGUCGUCUCCUUUGCAUUGGCGGAGGACAUCAACUCCAACCAGGCCAACCGUGCACUCCGCAUUAUCCGAAUGCAGCAGAUGACAAAGCUGCUCAAGUAUCUGCGAGUGGUAAAGCUGAUUCAGCUCGUUGAGUGGGUCAAGCACUACAAGUUCGUGGCCGUGCUGAAUCUUCUCUUGGGCCUAAUCUGGCUGGUUCACGUCUUGGCAUGCGGGUGGUAUCUUUGCGCAUCCCUUCACGAUGACCACAUGGAGACAUGGCUGGCGUUCCGGCUCGUCAACCAAGACCAAGACAUGCUACUCUACAGACCGCCAGUGGAGCAGUGGAUACAUGCAGUCUACUUUGUGUUCACCGUCUUCACCACAGUCGGUUUCGGCGACUUCUCCGUCAAGACACUGCCGGAAGUCUUGUACGUCUGCUUCACCAUGCUAAUAGGCACCGUGAUGCACAGCGUCAUCAUCGGCAAGGUCAUUUCGGAGGUGUCGCAGGACACCGAGUUGAAAACCCUGGCGCAGCAUCGGCAGCGGCUGGUGGCCGGAUUUAUGCAGCACGCGCGACUCCGUGGUGGUGUCGCAAAGUCUCUGCAGAACUGGGUGCGGCACGGGCUUAGGGACGUGCCUCGACAGCACGACCUCGAUGAGAUGCAGCAGCUGAUCGUCACGGACAUGCCGCUGAAUUUGGCCAGAGAGCUUCACGGCAGCCUGUUCGAUGGCGAGCUGGCGCGAAACAACUUCCUGAAGCACCCCUCCUUUCCUGGCAUACCGGCUCGUUUGCCGCUGCUGCUGUCGGUGGUGCUGGUGCCCAAGCUUUACGAGGGGGCACAGAUCGUCUACCAGAAGGGCGAUCCUGCCUUCCACAUGUACCUUAUACUGCGAGGCACCUUCGCCUUCGUGGCGGCGCCCGUGCGGGACCACCACAAAAGGAGGUCCCAGCGAGGAAGCCGUCACAGUGAUGGCAUCCAGAGUCCUUACCAACUCUUUUCCUUCCACGCCUACUUCGGGGAUUUGGAGCUUCAGUCUGAGUAUACUCUUCAUCGGCCGGGGACGGUGCGUUGCGAGCUGGCCGGGGAGACCCUGCGCUUGCCGAAAGGUGAGUACACGACCUUGUGCCGUGACUUUCCGCAAUAUGCCUCCUUCUGGCGCACCUACUCCUUACGCCGGGAGUCGCGCCGACAGCGGCUGCGACAACAUCACAGUCUCUCACUGAGCUACGACCACUGGGCGGCUACGCAGAUUCAGCGAUUCUUUCGCAACGUCAAGGAGGGGGUUCGGAAGUGCAGCAAGCUGUCCGCGAGCCACGCGGCGCGCUCGCACAGCGGAGAUCUCAACGAAUUGUUGCUGUCACCGCGGGGGCGCCGGAACUCUAGCAGCACCCCGACGAAGAAAAGCAAGUUCAAUGCCAGGGAAGGUCGACCAAAACCCUUAGUUCCUUAA